UAAGCAUUUAAAUACAUGAGUUUUACUUUCUAAUGUUUAUAAUAUAAUUGUUGUUGACUAAUUGCCCUAUUUAAUGAAAUAUGUAGGCCAAAUAUGAUGUUGACGACAGUGACAGGUGUAAAACUGCCAUAAUUAAGCGUGCUAAUGAUAUGUGGAAAGACUGGAAGAACCGAUUACGAGGAACUGUCCUGGAUAUGUAUGAUAAUGAUGGAGACAGGAAAAAAAAUUGCCCUAAUGGCGUAAAGCUAGAAGAUUGGGUCAAAUUCGUUGAUUACGAAUCUACAAAAGAGGCAAAGUCUCGUCGUGGAAAGGGAAAGGAAUCCAGAAGCGAAAUGAAGUUCCCUCACACGACUGGGCGACGGGGAUCUGCUAGGACGGCAGAGUUGAUUGAGCUGAGCAUCACAACGGAAAAAAUAAAAGACAUAGUUGCCAAUGACCCGGCUUGUAUACAUAAUGAUUUAAAUCAUGACCCGGUUGCACAGGUUUGUGGUCUUGAUAAAAGAGGACGUGUAAGGGGGUUGGGUCAUAUUGCAAAAACUACCAUUAUUGCUUCAACCCCUUACAUUAAUGAAAUUAGAGAAGGAAAGGGUGAAAUUGCUGAGGUUAAAGCAUCGAUAAUUGUAUUAAAAGAGCAAAUGGAAAACAAGAUCAACGAGUGCAAGGACAUGAUAUUGACCAUUGGAGAACGUUUGCUUGAAGUUCAGAAUCAAAUAAAUACUCCAGUUCAACCAAUGCAAUGCUCUCCAGGCACUGCUGGUUCUCAGGUAUUUUAA
Molecule: messenger RNA, 773 nt
Organism: Magnolia sinica
Lineage: Eukaryota; Viridiplantae; Streptophyta; Magnoliopsida; Magnoliales; Magnoliaceae
Exons: 3
Coding region: 150-773 (207 amino acids)
Source: RefSeq, a predicted model, not a curated record